UUGAGCUAUUGUUUAUGGUGGUCGCAUACAAUACAACAUUCAUGACUGGACGCUCAUCUGGGGGAGUCUCAAAAUGACCACGAACUGACCAGCGCCUCAGUCGGACCCCCCGCCCCUAUUCCUCAAAACAAAAUCUAUUUUUAGUCAACAAUGAACCAAUAGACGAAGCGGAGAGAAGAGCGCGCACCAGGCGAAUUUUCUCUAUGGUAUAUCCAGCUCACUGGAUAGGAUGCCAGGAGCAUCAAGGCGAUUUAACUUGUCAAAAUUUGUCCGAUGAAUUGAGUUCAGCGCGGACAGCGAGUGAUAAUCAGUGUCCAACAGAAUGGCUCGUCGUUUGGACAUGUGCUCGUGUGGAGAGGUAGACGCUGUACGGUGAAAGUACUGUCAAGCAGUGUACAGAGUUCAGCCACAACACUUCACGCUGACCCCCGUCCCCCACCGGCCGGGCACACUGGUACUGGACAGUAACCUGCGCCCUCGUUAUAAGGCGACAGGCGCAUUUGGGACUAUCUCGGGUAUCUAGGAAGGGUUCUCUAGGUGGAUAUAUCCAUGGAACCUUGUCAAGAUGGUCUACAUUGUCUUGUGCACUUUACUCGUUCUAUCUUCGCUUUCCAUGGCAAGACAACUAGAAGCCAGCACGAGGAAAAAGCCAAAGUGUGAUAGCGACUCCUCGAAGGAUCAAAGUCAGCUAAACUCGUUUUUGUGGACAAUACACCGCGACCCACCGUCGUAUUUCUUCGGGACAAUUCACGUGCCCUACACAAGAGUGUGGGAUUACAUUCCCCAGAACACCAAACAUGCAUUUCGUCAAGCCGGUAACGUUUUCUUCGAGUUGGACCUGACAGAUCCUUACACCAUCACGUCCCUUGCAAACUGCCAGUUGCUGCCUCACGGGGCCAAUCUCUCGGACGUGCUACCCAGGGACAUAUACAUCCGUCUGAAGGAACAUUUAGAGUAUGUGCGCCUCAUGAUGCCGGGGUGGAUGUCUGCCGAUCAAAAGGGCAGGGGGUUGUAUGCCGACUAUUUGUUCAAUGCUAUUGCCGGAAACUGGGAGAGGAAGCGACCCGUAUGGGUGAUGCUUAUGGUAAAUUCUCUGACAGAAAGUGAUAUCAAAUCUCGGGGGAUCCCUGUUUUGGAUUUAUACCUUGCGCAGUCGGCGGAACGGAUUGGUAAAGUCACCGGAGCUGUUGAACAUGUUGAAGAACAGUGCGUGCCUCUCAACGAACUUAAUUUCUCCCAGGUUUUGUUUGCGUUGAAUCAGACGCUGUUCCAACAUGAAGCAUAUCGGACCACAAAAGGAUCUGUUCCGUAUACCACAGAAGACCUAAUAGACCAUUAUAACUGUGGAGACUUGAACUCCAUUAUAUUUAACCAUGAUACGGCCCAGGUGCCGAAUCUGGUGAACUCAUCUCUCCCGCCAAGUCAGUUAAAGACAGCCAAACGUAUUGACCAGUAUUUUAGAAGUGAACUUAUUGUGAAACGAAAUCAUAGGAUGUCGCAGCGAGUGAUGACUCUUCUUAAAAAGUAUCCCAAGAAAAGCUUUUUCUUUGCAUUUGGUGCAGGGCAUUUUCUUGGCAACAAUACCAUAAUCAACCAUUUACAAGAAGCAGGAUUUAAUGUAACGCACACUGCCUCGGAUGAAGAAAUACCAGUAUUGCCCGAGUCACAUAAUUCUAAGAAAUCCAAUAAACCUCGGAGAAACUUUUUGGCUGACGUGACCUCCGAGUUCCCCCUCCCCUCGGAUGUGCUCUAUGGAGAUAUCCAGUAUCUUUUCAAGAAAAGGAUCAGACAUGAACAACGGCGCCGCAAGCAACGGCGGAAACAGAUGAAGGCCAGGCAGCGUCAGAAGCAGCUGGAUGCCCUAUGGAGUAGUCUUGAUGUUGACAGUUUGCCCUUUGACCACAGAGGAAAACGAAAAAGAAAGAAAAAUAGUGGUGGCAGAAAAACUUUCAAUGAUCUGUGGGUCCGAAUGGAGGGAGAUGGGCCUGAUUACCUUCAAGAGGCAGAGACUCCUCCAAAACACCGGCAGACUACAUUUCCUCCUGUCAACAAGUAUUCCUUUUACCAAAGUGGAGCUUCAAACCUCCACUCUACAGUCUUGUUACUCUGCUUGGCAAUAAUGAUAUGCUACACCAACAUAUGAUUGGUCAAAAUUAGUCAUGUGAUGACCUUGUGCUGCAGAAAUGGAGAAAAAUGACUCUGAUUGGACAAUAAUACAUGCAGUGAUUGGAGAAGUAUUGUGAUUGGUCAGUUUGGAUCAUGUGAUGAGCUAUGAUUGGUGAGAAGGGAUCAUGUGAACACCAGAUUCUCUGUGAUUGGUUUGGAGAUAUGUAUAUGUGAUAAAGACUUUCUUGUUGUUGAAUUCCAGACUGAUUAAGUCACAGGGAAAGUGGUACGUUAUGUUAUUGUCAUUGUAAUAUAGUUAAACAUAUUAGCUGCCAAAUAUAUUGAGAUAACUUAUUUGAAUUUCAUUGUUUGAUCCACAGUAUCCUAGACGUGUAUGACUCAGAACUAGUUCUCUAUGACAGAUUGUCUAAUAACUUCAAGACAUUUACAAUCCUAUUACCACAGGCUUGCCUAGAAUAAUAUAUGAUCCCUGAAAUAAAGUUUUUUAUGAGAUUGAAUAAAAAUAUUCCUUUAGAGAACCCUGAUGUAGUAAGGAACCCUAAAGUCUGAUGUCUCUGGAGAUGGGAAGAGUACAGGGUGCUGGAACUGGAUGGGAUGAAGAAUGAGAGUAUGAAUGAUUUUUAUCAAGA
Haliotis rubra (blacklip abalone) is the source of this 2756-nucleotide messenger RNA. RefSeq names its product metalloprotease TIKI1-like. Lineage: Eukaryota; Metazoa; Mollusca; Gastropoda; Lepetellida; Haliotidae. Gene Ontology annotation, molecular function: metalloendopeptidase activity. The record is from RefSeq and is a predicted model, not a curated record. The transcript is spliced from 8 exons. Gene Ontology annotation, biological process: negative regulation of Wnt signaling pathway. Bases 566 to 2143 code for a protein of 525 amino acids. Gene Ontology annotation, cellular component: membrane.